Molecule: messenger RNA, 2409 nt
Organism: Hippoglossus stenolepis (Pacific halibut)
Lineage: Eukaryota; Metazoa; Chordata; Actinopteri; Pleuronectiformes; Pleuronectidae
Product: serine/threonine-protein kinase 36
Exons: 15
Biological process (GO): protein phosphorylation
Cellular component (GO): cytoplasm
Molecular function (GO): ATP binding; protein kinase activity
Source: RefSeq, a predicted model, not a curated record
AUGCAUGAGAAGAAACACGAGGAGAGAGAGAGAGAGUACAUGGCCAUGUACCAGGAGCAGGCAGCACAGAGCAGACGGCAGCUGGAGGAUCUCCUGGCCCGGUCGGGGCCCGCUCCUGUUCCUGCCUUCUGCACAGCGCUGAAGCCGGUGGCGGGCGGAGCUCCAGUUCUGGGUAUGUCGGCUGUGAUGGUGCGUGAGAUCGCCUGCCAGCUGGUCUCAGCUCUGUAUUAUUUACACUCCCAUCGCAUUCUUCAUCGUGACAUGAAACCACAAAACAUACUCUUGGGGAAAGGUGGGGUGGUGAAACUGUGUGACUUUGGGUUUGCCAGGUUCAUGAGCACCUCCACCUUGGUGCUGACUUCUAUCAAAGGAACGCCGCUGUACAUGUCUCCUGAGCUGGUGGAUGAGAAGCCAUAUGACCACACGUCUGACCUCUGGUCUUUAGGCUGCAUCCUCUAUGAGCUCCACACAGGCACACCACCGUUCUACAGCAACUCCCUCUUCCACCUGGUGCAACUUAUCGUGAGAGAUCAAGUAAAAUGGCCAGACACGAUGAGCGAGCCCUGCACAGUAGGGUAACGCUACAUUUUAACAAUGUUACCAUGUAGGAGACUUCCAGUCUUAAUGCAUCAUUCUAAUCUACCUUUUUCAGCUAAUUCUGAUGUCUUGUUGGCAGAAACAAAUCUUUUCAGCCCUCUGACCGUCCCACCCAGCCCUGACAUGAUGGCGCUUAAACUUCAGCAAGCGGCAGCGAAGACUGUACCGACUUCUGGACGUAAUGGAUUACUGCGAAAUGACUGGGAGCAGAGGGACAACAGUGGCCGAGAGAAACCAGUAGAUUGUGCUAAAGCUGAAGUUAAAAAGCAUGGACUGGGAAAUAAAAGGGUCGACUCUGCAAAAGCAACAAAGCUCCGCAGAGCCACGCCCCACCCCAGUGAUGAUUCUGUAACCUCAGGUGAUUCUGUCAGAGCUAAAUCCGAAACUGCCAAUCAAGUCCUCAACCCAAAGACUCAAGCCUGCGUGAGGUCAAAACCCAGGGGUCAGAUCAGCAUCGACUACGAAAAGGAAUUUCUGUCUGUGAAGGUCGGCCCACGACUGCUGAGUAGACGCAAUGACAACAAACAGACCAGUCAUAACCCGCAGAAUGUUGACAGUGUGGAGUACUGGGAAAAACUGGCCCAAGAGUCAGAUCAGAGCAAACAGCAGGGAGAGCAGUUUAAAUACAAUACCAUUAUACCUCAACUUAAAGCCAAGAUUCAGUUUUUUUUUUCUGUUAACAGGUGGGCUGUUGAAGAAGCAUGGCAGAUUCACCAACCGCUGAAGGUCUUACGCAACCUGCUACAGACCCCUGACCUUAAGAAGUCCAACUACAUUGGCCAGGAACUGGGACUACCCCAUGUCCUCUUGGACGUUGUCCACGUUACUGUAGAAAACUCAGACUACGUCCCGCGACCGUGGAGUGUGUCAGCACUUGGAGAAACUAUUGCAGUCGUCAUGAUCUACUGGAAUAAACAUCCCGACUGGAUAGAAGAAGAUCACAGACUGGAAGAGUUCACCAAGCCCUUUCUCGCAGUUCUUAGUCAACCAGACUUCUUUCCUUAGUCACCUUUGGCUGCGUCUGUUUUGUGUCUGUUUACACAACAUAACGUCGAUGUCAAAGCUGAUGUGAACAGUCUAACCUCCCUACUGCAAAACCUGCUUUUGGACUCAUAUGAGAACGGCACUUCACUAGCAAAGACAACAGCAGUCACAGACUUCUGUUCGGCAAAUGGGCUGUUUUCCUUUCUGUCCACUGCUUUCUUCCUCUUCACUGAGGAUCCACACUCGUGCAUCCCUCUGUUUUCUGAGAGUGGAUCGAAAUGCGUAUACACUCUUGGUCGGCUGCUGGGCACUGACUGGUAAAUUAGUUAGUCUACUGUUUCAUGUAAAUGUUCGAGCUGCACAGCCACUGUGCUGUGCAGUAGCCACUGUCGGCUGUUUGAUGUGACAACUUGUCAGGGUGUUUAUUUUUUUUUCAUGCUUUGGCAGGUUAUUCAAACUCUUCCUCCUCUGCUGUUGGAGCUGCCUCUCUCCCUGCUGAGCCGUUUGCUCCUGUGUGACCCCGAACGCUCCGUCCCCCGCCUCAGAAAAGCUGCCUGUGGUCUGUUCUCACCACCCAGGGACCAACAGCUGACUGCCUCCAAACACCAAACUCUGCUAACCAGAACUGCCAGCUCUCUGCUCUUUGACUUGUUGCAGCAGGAUGAGCUGUGGGACUCUGCAGUGGAGCUCUUAACUCUAUUGUCCCAAGUAGCCCGUUGUUCCGCUCGGCCUGCCAGCCUUCAGCUUCACCUGGACGCCUCGGUGCUGCACCAGGCGCUGGCUCACCCUCAUGACGGCGUCAGGGCCACCACCUGUCGCCACCUGUAG